GAGAACCUGGGCUACGAAGCCAUCAGCGGUUCCACGGGUACUUUCCAGAACUCCGAGGACGUCACUUCCGUGAACUCCGGCGGAAAGCGCGGUGUCAACUUCGAUGGACGCGGUUGCUUGCUCCUUCCACAGACGGUGCAGCUUGGAUCGGAAUGGACGAUCUCUGUGUGGACUCUGGCACCCAUCGACGUUGCCGCGCGAACUUAUCGGGAUCUCAUAGAUUCACCGAACUCGCAAGAGCUCAUUGCCGUGAUUCUCGCCCGGGGACGAUUGGGGAACUACAACAGCAACUCGUUCGUGGAGGGCUUCAACGCCCGUGAGUUAGCCGACGGCUGGCAUCACAUCGCUGUCGUGGGCCGCAGCCGGCGGACCUCGUACUACGUCGACGGCUUGAGGAUCGGCUCGAAGCGGUCGCAGGCACGAGGGACCAUCGGCGUGGUGGGGAACAGCCGCGGUUGCAGAGAAGCCUGGGGCGUGAUGUCGGACUUUCAGAUGUUCGCCGUUGCCGCAGACGACGGCCAGAUAAAGGGGCUCUUUGAGUCAGGAG
Symbiodinium sp. CCMP2456 is the source of this 547-nucleotide messenger RNA. Lineage: Eukaryota; Dinophyceae; Suessiales; Symbiodiniaceae. The record is from the annotation of a GenBank genome assembly.